Messenger RNA from Daucus carota subsp. sativus, 871 nucleotides. RefSeq lists its product as uncharacterized. The transcript has a single exon. NCBI's taxonomy places the organism in Eukaryota, Viridiplantae, Streptophyta, Magnoliopsida, Apiales, Apiaceae. The coding region runs from base 87 to 539 and encodes 150 amino acids. The record is from RefSeq and is a predicted model, not a curated record.
UUGACUUUUCAUCUCUUUAGUCUUCAUCACAUCUCCUCGAGACAACAUGACAAUUGACAACCAACCAAACUGAAACUCAAGUACUCAUGAACAACACAAAGUGGGAAGAAAGACUCCAAGCUCUAACACACAUACUAACCCACCCCACCACAACCCCAUCACUCCACUCCCAGUUCUUCAUCUACACUCAGCUCCCCUCCAACUACAACUUAGACUACUACCCACCAAUCUUGGCCUCUAAAUCCACUCAACUCAAAUGGGCUUUCUCUCUUUUCCUCCACAAGCUUUUGAGAUUUGGAGUCCCUCAGACUUCUUGGAGAUCAAAAUGCCCUUACCAAAUCCCACCGCCUUUGAUACUUGCAAAGGGCGUUGAAGAAGCUAAGUGGGAUGAUGAUGAAGGAAAAAAAGAGUAUGUGAUCAAGAGAAUGAGGAAGAGAAGGCUGGGGAAUACUAUUAAUCCUUUGAUUCCUAUUAUGAUACCUAAUAUGUUGGUACUGUCUCUUUUGUUUUGGAUUCCAUCUCCUGAUAACCGUUUCUAGAGUCAUGAAGUAGUUUAAAUUUUUUGUAAUUGUCAUAUGUUUUUGCUAUGCUAAAAAGAUAAGACUUGGUUAAAUUUUGCUAUUGUAAUGUGUAUAAGUAGCAACAAUAUGUCAUCACGCUGAGAAAGUAAUGUAUAUGUUAAAAUUAGUUGUUUUAGGUUUUGGUAUGAGCCAGAAUCAGGUUUUCAGGGUAUAGAAAAUCUUGCAUCCUGUACAGGAGUUUGUGAUGUUUUGAUCACAAAUGUAUAGUCAGGGAGCAAGAGUUUGAGUUUUGUGCUCAAUUUUUCAUAUUUUAGAAAGCAGUAUAAGUACAAUAAAAUAUGUUCAUAUUA